AUGCAAAUAAACCCUACCAGCGGUCAUCUUCCUGAACAAGACGAGUUACAGCUACACAAGUUCUCUGCGCGCACAAAAUCUAGUCAACAUGGCCAUCCCCACUCUCGUUCCGUCAAUGCCGCCAGUGGCGAGCAAGGCGCUCCGCACAUUCUCGCCAUACCAGCGGAGUCGCUUACGCAUAUCACAGCAUUCCUUGAUCCAGCAUCACUUUUUGCCUUGGGACGGGCAAGCAAGAUCUUGCAUGAACACAUAGACGACGAUAACACCUGGCACACUGCAUUUGCAUGCCAGUUUUUAGGCGAGGGGGAGGAAACCCCCAAUUCGCCGCAAAGUAUCCUUCUACGCCGCUGUGAAGACACGUGGAAAAGAGAAUUUGUCCUGCGAUGCAACCUGAUUCGUCGCUGGGAGCGCUGCCGGAACGGCACGGUCUCUCAUACGCCGCAUUAUUCUCCCGUUAUGGCUAUAUACCUCUUGUCCGAUCGUUCUUAUGGACCAUCUCUACUCUCAGUCUCGUUGCAAUACGGUAUCGUUGCACGUUCCUUCCCACUUUCCGGGAAAGUGCUCAAAGGUUACAUUACUUCGUGGGACGGCUUUGGCCUUGGCAAUGGAAAUCCAAAUGCUGAAUUCACACCGAACGUGACCUCGUACGCUGUAACGAGCGAAGGCUGGACAGUCCGAGUUGCAUUUGGCCUUGCCGAUGGCGUAGUUGCACUUGCCACUGUGAUGCGUGUUAUGGAGUCGGCUCGCGUUUCGUCCAGAAUUGAACGCUGCUUCUUACCCGAGGAACACAGAGGGCCAGUAGUAGAUUUGGCUUUAGAUAUGGCCUGGGGUAGCACUGCUGUUGUCUCGGCCGGAUCCGACGGGGAAGUGCGCGUUUGGGAUGUCAGGAGGCAUAUACGUUGCAUUUAUUUACUGACGGAUCAGCAAAGCCUUGUCCCGGAUGCAUGCGUCCAUGUCCUGUCCAAUCUUGAACGUGGAAUCGUUUUGGCUACGAAGAAAAGCGGUGCAACAGUUAUCUGGACCGGCUUGUCUAUCAAGGACGAAGGCUCGCAGAUAGAAGUUGUACCCACCAGCAUUCGAAUUCCCACCUUGAAGGAGAAGACGGAAGCUUCACACGUCUUUCUAGACAAUUCCACGGCUCCGGAGGAGCUGUCUUUCGGCAUUCAUUUUCAAGGUGAUACGCACUUCUAUCGUGUUAAUGUUAACCUUGCUACUGGUCAACAUGAAGUAAUACGUUUCGGCGACGGUCCCCUCGGUCCUAUCCAGACGAUUAAACCCUUCUUUGCAUCUAUUACAGAGGGCGGGAAAACUGUCAUCUUUGCGGGAGAUUCUCUUGGUCGUCUGUCCCUCUUUGAUUGGUCGCCAACUCCUGAAGCAGGACAAGAAGUCUCAUCGUUUCGCCGGCUCGAUGCAAGCUCAGACGGUGCUGGCAUCUCGGCUAUUGCUUGUAAUCCUUAUGUUGUCGCAAUUGGCACCACGCGUGGUGCGACCAAGGUAUACAAUAUCCUUACGCUGAACCUGCUUCGCGAGUUUCCGAGUCCUAUUCCGCGGCCAAGCACGACCGCAACAGCGGUAAAACAAAUUAUACUGGAGAAAGAUCUGUUACUUGUUGCCGUCGGUGAACGGAUUUUGGCGUGGGAAGCAAAGCCUGUGCGUCCGCAUAAGCCGCUGGCUACGUCGAAGAGAGGAACCGGAAAGGUCCGUAAUGCAAAGUGGCAUAAGAGAAUUGAGCUGGCUCAGGAUAUAUCAGAGUCGCGAAAGGCCGUCGAAGACGUGCAAGCUUCCGAAAGGCGCACUCAUGAGCGUCGUCGUGCACACCAUGCAGCCCUUGUAGGUCUAGGUCUCGAUGAACACGAGGCUCUACAGUAUGUCCUUAUGGUUAGCCGUGACGAAGCAGCGCACCAGACGCAAGCCGAAGAAAGUGUGUUCGAUGCCGAUUUCGAGGAUGCCUCUUCGGCACCUUUGGCGUCUCGGUCGAGCUCGCGCUCCGAAGGUCACUCUACGUCGGAUGUUUCUCCGCCAUUGGGACCUUCAUCUUCACCAUCGGCUUCACCUACGAGCGUAAGAGCAUCUCCGUCACUGCCACGUCAAUCAUCAAGUGAAGGAGGUAUUGGCUCAAGCCCUCUCGGUCUCGGCAUACCUCCUCGAAGACUCGUACCACCUUCACUGGACGAUGCAGAACAUUUUCCAAUAAUGGGGUCUAGUGCUUCAAGCUCGUCCUCUCUUCCUCGUGCAUCUCCAGCUUCCGCUUCAGGAUCUUGGAGCUCCCCACUUAAAGUUGCUGGUUCCUCUUCAGCAGCGUUACCAUCUCCCGUGACUACUGUCCCCGUGGCCAGUAUCCCAGCUAGAAGAAGCGUUUCAGGUCCUGCUACGUCGUCUGGGCCUUCGUUGCUUUCUGAGACGCUGCGUAUGCACCGUGAGGCGGAGUCCGGUGGUACGGUUAGUGCAGGGCCUUCCAUGCCCACGAAAGGAGGUGCGGAUGAAGAGAUGGAUGCGGAUUUGAAGUUGGCGCUUGAGCUUAGUUUGGCUGAGGCACUUAGUCUUCGGGAGAAAUGA
Molecule: messenger RNA, 2556 nt
Organism: Fomitiporia mediterranea MF3/22
Lineage: Eukaryota; Fungi; Basidiomycota; Agaricomycetes; Hymenochaetales; Hymenochaetaceae
Exons: 3
Coding region: 1-2556 (851 amino acids)
Molecular function (GO): protein binding
Source: RefSeq, a predicted model, not a curated record